GUGUGCAAAAAGGAGGGGAGGGAGGGGGAGGCUGAGCUGGGGUGGGCGAAAAAAACAGCCGUUAAACGGGCCGCUGGGCGGGGCUUCCUCGAGGGAGCAAGAAGCCGCCUUCGGAUUGGUCAAGGCGGGAGGUUCAAACUAGCACGGCCUCCGCGGAUUGGCUCGCCUUGCAGGCUCCCUCCUCGCGCUCAGGCGGGUUAUUGUCUCUUGACUUUUCGGAGGCGUCUCUCGCUCGGACCUCGCGGAACCAUGGCUGGAGGCAAGGCUGGCAAAGACAGUGGGAAGGCCAAGGCAAAGGCAGUGUCUCGCUCACAAAGAGCUGGAUUACAGUUCCCAGUGGGCCGUAUUCAUAGACACUUGAAGACUCGUACUACGAGCCACGGACGAGUUGGUGCUACAGCUGCUGUGUACAGUGCUGCAAUUCUCGAAUACCUCACUGCUGAGGUUUUGGAAUUGGCAGGCAACGCCUCCAAGGAUCUCAAGGUAAAACGUAUCACUCCUCGUCAUUUGCAGCUUGCUAUUCGUGGUGAUGAGGAAUUGGAUUCCCUUAUUAAAGCUACCAUUGCUGGUGGAGGUGUAAUUCCUCACAUCCACAAGUCUCUGAUUGGAAAGAAGGGACAGCAGAAAACUGCAUAGAAAGGAAUUGUAAACAGUCCUCUUCCUCCCUGUCAUUGUACUGUAACUGGGACAGAAGAAAUAUGGGGAUAUGUGGAAUUUUUUUAAAGAAAUAGUUAAAUGGAAGAGUAUAGGUAAUUGACUGUAGACUUAAAACAUUUGUAUGUUAUUUAGAUUCAAAGUUUGACAAAAAAAAAGUACCUUGUUAUGUGACAGCAAUUUGUGUGUUGAUUGGCUAGGUUUCUCCCAUGUGUUUUAUACAAAAAUGGAAAUGAUAAAACCAUUUUUUACAAAA
Messenger RNA from Anolis sagrei ordinatus, 910 nucleotides. The record is from RefSeq and is a predicted model, not a curated record. NCBI's taxonomy places the organism in Eukaryota, Metazoa, Chordata, Lepidosauria, Squamata, Anolidae.